Messenger RNA from Dunckerocampus dactyliophorus (ringed pipefish), 4397 nucleotides. RefSeq names its product potassium channel tetramerization domain containing 6b (gene kctd6b). Lineage: Eukaryota; Metazoa; Chordata; Actinopteri; Syngnathiformes; Syngnathidae. Gene Ontology annotation, biological process: protein homooligomerization. The coding region runs from base 1870 to 3651 and encodes 593 amino acids. The transcript has 10 exons. Gene Ontology annotation, molecular function: protein binding. The record is from RefSeq and is a predicted model, not a curated record.
CACCAUUUGCCUCACACACUGCAAUACAUCUCUUUCACACAGUUAAUCUGGUUGUUGAUUGUGGCCUGUGGAAUGUUGGUUCACUCUUCCAUGGCUGUUGCUGGAUAUUGGAGCACGCUGUCAUACACGCCAAUCCAGACGGUGACGUGCGGUGAGGUUCAUGGCUGGUGGGGCUCUGAUUCCCUUGGAUUUUUUUUAUGUUAAUACUGGUUGCUCAUUAAAAGGAUAGCAAAAAAACAGACUAAUUCACUUUGGUUAAAAAUGAAGUCACAACAACAGCUGUGGUGAUAUGAAGCCUUGCAGGAUAAUGACAGGGCUGCGUACAAUGAAUCCAUUCCCACAAAGCAGGCACCUCUUCACAGCAAGUUUGCAGAAAGGGAAGCUGAACAUUUCUCAACAGAGAGAGUCGUGCGUUGCUGAAUUUUAGAUUUCACAAUGCUAUGUGAUGUCAUCACUGACCAUGUGUGGAUGCCCUUUUUUUGUUUAAUUCGCUCACCAUGUUGUCAAGCUGGCUGCAUUUGAAUGAUCUCUGUCAAGAUGUGGAUAAUGUGACGGACUGAGAAAUAUGCAGUUUGUGGGAUAACACGAAGACUGCUAACAGCCUCUAUACAAAGCCAAAUAUAAGCACAAUUACCAGGCUGAGCGAGCCUCUGUAUCCAUUUGUUCUGCUCCAAUUUGUUCUGUAUGUAGGUCAUCAGUAGAGGUCCAGGGUUGCAGUAGAAUGCUCGCCAUGCACGCCAUCAGAUACUGUAUAUGCAGUGCAAUCAUCGGUUCUGUUUUGCUUGAAUCCAGUCAUCUAUUAAUUGUACUGUAUAUAUGUGAUACAUACUGUCAAAAGACUAGACUAGUUUUAUGGGUUUAUUUUUAUCAACUGGAUGUACUGAGAAAUUUGAGAUGGGUUCAUGUGUUUCUACACCACGUUUUCUUUAAAUACAACCUAAUGCAAGUGACAAACUCGUUGCGGACUGUUACAUUGUCUGUUUUCCUAGUUUCUGGGUGUUCAUUUUUCUGUGGUCUUGUUUUAAUAUGUACCGGUGGCUGCACCUUAGUUUGGGGAUAGUUUGGGGAUUGAAGUAGUGCCCCCCUCCACUGAUGUUUGUUUUUUCAAAGCUCCCCCUGAGAAGGACCAGGGAUGGCACUUCCCAUUGCCUCAGGUGUCACCCCUGACGUCAACAAACUACACACACAGUUUGCCUCUCUUGUGACACCCAGUGGUUCAGUUUGUAUGUGAAGUCUGCGCUCACAGUGAAUAUACAUGCACUUCAUCAACUGCAGAUGUUGUUAAGCACUGCUAACAAUCUAAUGUCAUGCAUAUUUCUUGUUUUGGUUUUGAUGUGUUGCAUUUUUAAAUCCACAUUCAUGAGCCUGUGCGUUCACUUUAAAAGAAUGACCGAAUAAUCUGGUGUCCCAGUUUCCCCUCUGUGAUGACUUUUAAUCAAUGAGUUUAUCCAGAGCCAGCAUAAUCUGAUGGGACUAACUGGACUCAACAAGGUUUAUUCUUUUUUAACAUUUAAAUUUAUUUAUAUUGGAAUCAAUUAAAGUUUACUAUACAGGCUUUCAGGAAUACAUUUUAGCACCAGCGUGAUUUAAAGAUAAUCCACAGACUCAGAAUUGAACCUGCAUGUCUUGCCAUCAAGUGAGGUGCAUCAUCUGAAUAGUAAGUAGCCUACUUUUUAUAUGAUGAACACAUUAGUAUUAGUAACAAGUAUUGUGUCUUCAAACUUUUUCAGCAUCUAUUGCUCGCUAUGAAUGUUUCUGUUUAAGCUACACAUUGUAUGAAUGACCAGGAUAGUUAGUCUACCCCUCACCUGGCAUCCUGUCAUUCUUGUAAACUGACAUGUAUAAUCACUGUGUUUUCACAGGCAAGUUAUGGCAGCAGAAUUAGACGUUGUGAAUUUGUUUAUAAUUGCUGGGGGAACACUGGCUAUUCCCAUUUUGGCAUUUUUUGCCUCCUUUCUUCUGUGGCCCUCAAUGCUCAUUAAAGUCUACUACUGGUACUGGAGGAGGACUCUCGGUCUCCAGGUCCGCUAUACAGACUGUGGCGGCUAUCGCUUCUGUUACUCCAGCAGAGGAAAGCCCGGGUUGAGACCUUCCAUUCUGAUGCUGCAUGGCUUCUCUGCUCACAAAGACACCUGGCUCACGGUUGUCAAGUAUCUACCAAAACAUCUGCACAUUGUAUGUGUGGACAUGCCAGGCCAUGAGGGCACAACACGCACCAACAAAGAGGAUUAUUCCAUUCUUGGGCAAGUCAGAAGGAUUCAUCAGUUUGUGGAAACCCUUCGCUUAAAUCGGAAACCUUUCCAUGUGAUUGGGACCUCCAUGGGGGGAAACGUAGCUGGAGUGUACGCUGCCACCUAUUCCUCCGAAAUAUGUAGCAUGACUCUGAUUUGCCCAGACGGUAUCAAACACCCAUGCGAGUCCAAAUUUGACAAUCAUCUGCAAGACCUAGAACGCAGCAAUUUCACACUGAACAUCCCACUGAUCCCAACUACACCUGAGGAGAUGGAGGACAUGUUCAAACUGUGUUCACAUGUUCGCUUCAAAAUCCCUCAGCAGAUUCUUCAAGGACUAGUAGAUGUCCGACAGCCCCACAACUCGUUUUAUGAGGAAGUGUUUAUGGAGAUUGUGGAUGAGAAAUCCAGAUAUGCCUUACAGGAACACUUGCAUCUCAUCACUGCACCUUUACAGGUUAUUUGGGGAAAACAGGACCAGGUGGUGGAUGUGUCUGGAGCCGCAGUCAUUGCAGACAUCUUGCCUGCAUGCAGAGUGGACCUGCUGGAGAACUGUGGCCACUCUGUGGUGAUGGAGAGGCCUUGUCGUACAGCCAAACUCAUCCUAGAUUUCAUUAUACUGCAGCAAGAUGCACGAGGAGAAUCAAGGCCAACCACAUCUGCUGCUCUGUGUUUUGGUUCUGGCCAAGUGUGUAUUUCUCUCCAAAUGGAUAAUGGAGACUGGGGCCAUAGGAUGACUACUCCCGUUACCUUAAACGUAGGAGGUCACCUGUACACGACAAGCUUGUCCACACUGCAGCGUUAUCCGGACUCCAUGCUGGGUGCCAUGUUCCGGGGAGAUUUCCCGACAACCCGUGAUUCCCAAGGAAAUUAUUUUAUUGAUCGAGACGGGACACUUUUCAGAUAUAUCCUGAACUUCCUGCGGACAUCGGAGCUAACCCUCCCGGUUGACUUCACAGAGACAGACCUCCUGAGGAAGGAGGCAGACUUCUAUCAGAUUGAACCUUUGAUCCAUUGCCUCAGUGAUCCCAAGCCGCUGUACCCUCCAGACAUCUUCGAGCAGGUCGUGGAGCUUUCCAGCACCCGCAAACUGUCCAAAUAUUCUAACCCAGUAGCUGUCAUCAUCACACAGCUAACUAUAACAACGAAGGUGCACGCCCUGUUAGAAGGUAUUUCCAACAACUUCACCAAGUGGAACAAACAUAUGAUGGACACCAGAGAUUGCCAGGUGUCCUUCACCUUCGGACCGUGUGACUAUCAUCAGGAGGUGUCCUUGCGUGUUCACCUCAUGGACUACAUCAUGAAACAAGGCUUCACCAUCCGUAAUACACGAGUGCACCACAUGAGUGAACGAGCAAAUGAGAACACAGUAGAACAUCACUGGACUUUCUGUAGACCGGCUCACAUAGUUGAAGACUGACUUAUUGUGGAGGACAUUUGUUCUUGUCUGAUUGUCCGUGCUGUUACAUAUAUUGUGGUUUAAGAGGCCAAAUGUCCAAAUGCAUUGCAUAAAGGGAAUAUUUUUUCUUGCUCUAUUAGAAUGUUAUCUUCAUAAAGCACAGCUUCCGAAAUAUUGAGCCAUUUUAAAGUCUUUAGUAGCAACACUGUGUAAAGUAUAUGCUACAAAAGAAAUUAGCAAUACGUCCUGCAACAGUUAUGCUGCAAUAAUGCAAUUGUGAAUUUGAAACAAUAAUUGGAGGCUGCAGCCUAUGUGUGGUAUUCUCAAUCGAACCUUUUUUGAGAAUUGAAGCUUGUUUCAAGAUUGUGGUGUAGGACAGUUUGGUUAAAUGCGAAUAAGAAGACUAAAAAGUGUACCACAUGUAGGAUGUUUGCCUCAGGGCCUCACCAACCUUUGUGGAGUUGACAGCUCUUCUUGUGGCACUUUGUCGAAAAAUGACAUUUGCAUCAACACUUGACAGCAUUCUGUCCAGUUAUAAUCAAGUCCAUUCCUGGUGAACCCAUGGCAUGGAGUUUGAAAGAAGUCUCAUAGUCGUCACAGUUCUUUUUCUGACCAAUGUAGUUGUUGCAUGUAUUUAAUGUACAGUAUGUGUAUUAUCUGUGUCUUGGCAGGUGUAUGUCAAGCUGUUACUUUAUGUGGUUACAUAUUGUAGUUUUAUGUCAUACUGUUACACCUUGGUAGUCAAUAAACCCAUGUUUUAUUUUUGA